Hordeum vulgare subsp. vulgare (domesticated barley) is the source of this 1662-nucleotide messenger RNA. RefSeq names its product major pollen allergen Ole e 10. Lineage: Eukaryota; Viridiplantae; Streptophyta; Magnoliopsida; Poales; Poaceae. Bases 438 to 857 code for a protein of 139 amino acids. The transcript has 3 exons. The record is from RefSeq and is a predicted model, not a curated record.
CAUAUAACACAUAUAAAUUGCAACAUCAGCACAAUAUUUGACAGGAAGUAUCUACAUUGUCAGGCAAUAAACUUAAAAUUGUGUUUACUUGUACCAUUGCAGAAUUCAGGAAAUAAAAGAAGAUUUACUUCCCAUUGUCUUACAUCACUGGUAAUCAAUUUGAUUAUUUCUUAAUUUUAGCAUUACAUUGCAUUGUGUGCUUUAUUCAGAAAUAGAUUCUCAGAAGUGUGCAGGAAGUAAGGAAUAAGUGCGGGAUGCCUUUAAUAUUCAGACAAUAAAAGCCAGCCCAUUCUUUCCCCCCUCUUAUUAUCUACAGAGACUGAGCCUUAUAUGAGCUUCACACAACUUGUUGAGCUGCAUACUUGUAGAUUUCCAAGAAACGAAACACACUGUAGAAUUACUUAGUUGUUAAGGUGCUAGGAGUAGAAAGAAGCAAAAUGCGUACAUACUUACCACCAAGUGCAGGCAGAGUGAAGAACUGCGAUCUGAGGAACCAAGCAGCAACAAGGCUGAUGCUGCUACUUUAUUUUAUCCUUCACUUUGCCGCAGUUUCGGCUCAGCAAGAGGAUGGUAACUGGGAGAAGCAAUGGUGCAUAGAGGAUGAGCAAAGACCAGAUGGUAUCCUACAGAUUGCUCUUAGCUGGGCAUGUGGUCCUGGAGGUGCAGAUUGUACGAUGAUUGAGCCUAACAAAUCAUGUUACCUACCCAAUACAGUCAGGGACGAUGCAUCUUAUGCCUUCAACAGCUACUGGCAAAAAUACAAGAAACAUGGUGGUUCUUGCUACUUCAAUGCAGCUGCAAUGGUCACCAACCUAAAUCCAAGUCGUAACUCAUGUAACUUUGAAGUAGUGCCCUGAUAUAACGGUGGGUGAAGCACUAGAAGACACAUUUCUUCUACUGAUCCUUCAAAUCAGAUAAAGAAAAGGGAAAAAAUGUUCACAUUGUUCGCCUUUGUGGAGGGGAUGUCAUUACUCGAAUCAGGAGGGCAAUGCCUAAUAUUGAUCCAUACUUCAGAAUGUUUCAACUCUGUGUCUCAUCUAUAAUCAGACUAUUUUCAAUUUUAGUCAUCUACCCGGUUUUGUAUCAAUACAAGUUGAGCACGUUUUCUAUGGUGCGUAAAGGGGUAGAGACCCAAACAGCUAGGACAUAAUCAAGCGCAAUAAUCACUAUGGUUAUCUGACACUUGUAGUGCAAUUAGAUUGAAUCAUUACUACAGUAAGUAGUGCCCGUGCCCGAUCUCUACAAUGUUAAAUAAAUUAUAAUCAUACAAGUUAUGGAAGCACGGUGAACCAAACUAUAACCUGAAAAAGAGGAUAUUUUGUAGAUGGAUGGAAGCAGAGAGAUUGACAGAAGUCAAGCUGACCUAACUGACCGUGUUCGCAAGGCCAACCACGAGAGGCAAGAUACCGUGAUUGUCAUGGAAAAAUUAUUGGCGUUAAAUCUAAAGAAACAAGAGACGCAGCUUCAUUGGCAUGAGCAACUGGUCCGACUAUUAAGCAGGAUGUACAAAUGAGGAAGUGCGAAACAUCAACGGAACUGAUUUAUUUUAAUUAUUCUCUGAAGGCAUGAGAAAGAUGUGUGACACAGCAGUACAAUCAUGACCUAAUAGAGCGACAAAUACAAAGCCUUGUGUAAAGUAGACAUAGUUUUCACCCGAUAAAA